UCUGUAAAUACCGGGUGAAGCAGUGGGACAUGCUCAGUACGCUGCUGCCUCUCAGCGUACACAGCAGCACUAUUAAAUCAUCGGAUUUGGCACAUAAACCCCUCUUUCCUUUAAACACAAUCGACGUUAUUUUCAGCAACAACAGUAUUAGUUUGGGAUAUUUCAUCCCGGUCGUCUGUUACAGCCCCAAAGCUCGGAGCUGUCUCAUCUCCGCCGGAUCACCUUUACAAAGAGGACGAUUUCGUCCCCCAGCGAGGAAACAUGAGCUUUCUCUUUGGAAACCGUUCAUCCAAAACAUUCAAGCCCAAGAAGAACAUCCCAGAGGGUUCGCAUCAGUACGAGCUGUUGAAACAUGCAGAGGCAACGCUGGGGAGUGGAAACCUGCGCAUGGCAGUCAUGUUACCUGAGGGUGAAGAUUUAAACGAGUGGGUCGCUGUCAACACUGUGGAUUUCUUUAACCAGAUUAAUAUGCUGUAUGGCACCAUCACAGACUUUUGUACAGAGGAAAGCUGUCCUGUCAUGUCUGCUGGUCCUAAGUACGAGUACCAUUGGGCCGAUGGAACCAACAUCAAGAAACCCAUUAAAUGCUCUGCCCCCAAGUACAUUGAUUACCUCAUGACCUGGGUGCAAGACCAGCUCGAUGACGAAACACUUUUCCCUUCAAAGAUUGGCGUCCCCUUCAAGCGUAAUUUCAUGUCUGUGGCAAAGACCAUUUUGAAACGUCUCUUCAGGGUCUAUGCUCACAUCUAUCACCAGCACUUUGACUCUGUCAUGCAGCCAGAAGAGGCCCACCUAAACACAUCAUUCAAACACUUCAUCUUUUUUGUUCAGGAGUUCAACCUCAUUGACAGGAAAGAGCUGGUCCCACUACAGGAGCUGAUCGAGAAACUGACAACCAAGGAUAGAUAAACAGCAUUGUAACUCUUAAUUUUGUCAUUGUUCUAGUUUUUGCACAGAUACCCACCCCACCCUGGCUGUAAUGUAUGCAGUAUAUAGUAUAUUUCCAUUUGGGAAAAUGUUUUUUAAUAAUGCCAGGAAGAAGAGGGUUUUAUUAGGUUCAAGGCACCAGGACUAAUUUUAUCAGGGAUUACAGAGUUAAUUGUUAAAACCACAGGUUAUCAUUAGAAUAAAAGAUCUAGCUGUAUAGAAAAACAAUCCCCAAGUAUUCAGAUAUGACUGACAUUUAGAAUAAGGGUAAACUUUUUUUUUUUUUUCCAUUAGUUUUCUAUUAGACUGCACAGAUUUUUAAGGGGUGUUUUCAUGCCUGCCUAUCCAGAGGAAAAGAUCAUCGAAGCCAGUGUGACAGUAGUAUCUAGUAAUUUUAGUCAAUAAAGAAGGGUUUGGUUUUGGUUUGCUACUGUGAUAGCUCUCACUCGUCAAUACAAACGAACCCUAAGUGCCUGGCAUGGCUCACGAUUGCCCUAUAUCAGCAGUUAAAACUGUCAGAAGACGAAGGCCAUACACUACUGACAUGACUGAAGCAGCAUCAAACUUCCACUACACCUCCCUUCAAGUCUUUUCAAUCCCUUUUAUUCUCUAAUAGUACUAUAAAUUGGUUAAAAUAACUUGCUGUAAAGCCCCUUGUCUAUAUUUCGUUAGGUAUUCUCUGCAGGUUACGAUAAACAAAUGUGUAGAAAACACACAGAGAUGAGGUUAGAACAUAGUAACGUUGUGGCAGGGACUAAUGAUGGACUUUUGGCAUUAUCUAGUGACAUUCUUGUGUGCUAACCCCCCCCAAAAAAAAAACAUUUCUUAAAUAAUUAAACAUUAGUAGAAGCAAAUUUUAGGAAAGGUUUGUAAGGGAUCUAGAAAUCUAAACUGUACAUAUCUUCUGUUACACGUGGAUUUGUUUGAACGCCACUGUUUAAAAAGAUACAUGAAUUUUGAAUCUGAUAAAACUGCUUCUUAUUUCAAUAGCCAUUAAGCACUUUGAACAAUUUUCUCAACCUCCCUUUGCCUGAAUUUUCUUCUGCAUAGGCUGUGCUUUGUGAAAAGCUGUCAUGUGACCGAUGAUUUGUUUCCUCCCUCGUAUUUCUCCAAAUGAAUGUCGAAUGGCUUAACCUCCUCUGAAAUUAGCCAAGAGUCACAAGUGAGGUUUUCUUAUGCUUUUUUUAUAAUAUGGUUUGAAUUGUUUGCGGCUGUGCUUCAGACAGAAGAUGCAUGCACCCGUCCCCCAACGUCAAAAGUGUAGUUUACUAUGCAAUUAUUGACACGACACUAAAAGGGUUAUCGGUUGGCUCU
This is a messenger RNA of Cololabis saira (Pacific saury), 2241 nucleotides long. RefSeq names its product MOB kinase activator 1B-like. The record is from RefSeq and is a predicted model, not a curated record. Gene Ontology annotation, cellular component: nucleus; cytoplasm. NCBI's taxonomy places the organism in Eukaryota, Metazoa, Chordata, Actinopteri, Beloniformes, Belonidae. Gene Ontology annotation, biological process: positive regulation of protein phosphorylation; hippo signaling. Gene Ontology annotation, molecular function: protein kinase activator activity.